Messenger RNA from Sarcophilus harrisii (Tasmanian devil), 4194 nucleotides. RefSeq names its product GDNF family receptor alpha 3 (gene GFRA3). Gene Ontology annotation, biological process: nervous system development. Gene Ontology annotation, cellular component: external side of plasma membrane; signaling receptor complex. The coding region runs from base 121 to 1362 and encodes 413 amino acids. The transcript is spliced from 8 exons. The record is from RefSeq and is a predicted model, not a curated record. Lineage: Eukaryota; Metazoa; Chordata; Mammalia; Dasyuromorphia; Dasyuridae. Gene Ontology annotation, molecular function: signaling receptor activity.
CCUAAGAGCAACUCUUGGAGCGGAAAGGGACUAGGCAGGACAGAGCAGGGCUGGGCAGGGUGCACCAGCGCUGAGAGGGGAGUGCCCGAGGAGUCAGACACACUAAGUCCGCGGAGCACUAUGCCGCCGGCCGUUCUACCAGUUUUUUUUGCUUUGUUGCUCCAGUCCCUGCUUCCUCUACCCCAAGCUGGAGAUCUCCCAACCAUGGAUAGCAUGUCUACCGGCACCUGCAUCAAUGCCAAAACACUGUGCCUAGAAGACUUCACUUGUAGUACCUCCUUCCUCUUUUUGGAAACGUGCUUUCCUUUUACGGUCUCAGCAACUCAAAAGCCUGAAAACCAGGAAGACUGCCUGAAGGCAGCACAACAGCUUCAGAAUAACUCUCUUAGCACCUGCAGAUGCCUAUGGCGCAUGAAGAAUCAGGACAACUGCCUGGCUAUCUACUGGACCAUCCAUUCUCCUUAUGGCUUUGGUCACUAUGAUUUGGGAGGCUCACCAUAUAAAGAAAUUGUGAUCAACAAACCCUGGAAAUUUAAUCAUCUGGACUUGUUGGAGUCAGGCUCCGUGUCCCAAAGCAGCCCUGAUCUCUGCCUGAAGUCCACCACUCUGUGCACCUUGAAUGACAAAUGUAACAAGUUGCGCCUGGCCUAUGGGGAAGUCUGCUCAGUGGCUCGAUGUCAACCCCUAAAGUGUCAGCAGGAGCUCCGUGUCUUCUUUGAGCAGGUAGCAGACCACUAUGCCCAAGCACUCCUAUUCUGCCCUUGUGAUGAUGGGGAUGAUGCCUGUGGAGCACGACGGCGCAACACCUUUGCCCCUAGCUGUGCGUCUCCAACCAGAGACCCCCACAACUGCCUGAUGCUUUGGAAUAUGUGCCUUCAAGACUUGCUUUGCAGAUCUCGCCUGGCUGAUUUUCAGAUGCACUGCAUUCACAUGGACCCUCUGGUGACUUGUGUGGGGACCCAGCUCCACCGGUGCCUAAAGGCAUAUAUGGGGUUGAUUGGUACUGUUAUGACCCCCAAUUACAUCAGCAACCUCAGUACUGAGGUUGCUGUGGGCUGUUCCUGCCGGGGCAGUGGUAACCAACUGGAAGAGUGCAAGCACAUACAGGAUUCCUUUUCCAGAAAUCCCUGCCUUACAAAGGCUAUUAAAACUCAGAUGCAGUUCUACCACCAACGGCUUUCCAAAAGCUCUCCCCCUGCCAUCUCUCAGGAGACUUUUCAAGACCUGGGGAAUCCCUCCUAUUCUGUGGAUGUAAACCAGAAUAACAGUCUGGCUGGAAGACUGCAACCCUGGGUCUCCAUCAUCUCCUUGGGUUUCCUGACCUUAGUUCUGCUUCCACUCCCUGUUCUUGGUCACUUAUAAUAAAUAGUACUUUGCUUAUGGUCCCUCUCCCGCCUUGCAUAUCAUCUCCUUGAGAGUCCCAGCCAGGGCUGUUUUAAGAAUGCAGAAGGGAAAACCUGGAGGGGCAGAAAAAAAGAUUGUACCUUGCCUGCCCCAGACCUUCAUUUAAAAAUAAUUACUAGAAGAGGUCUGAAAAGAAAGAAAAAUCUGUCAUAUAGCAUGGAGAAAAAAAAAUGGAAAAUAAGAACUGGUACUGUCUUUUGAGGCUGUUCUUUCCAUAGCAGAAAAGGAGUUCUAUGAUUAUUCCUCCAAGGUGUACCCUUCAUAGUGGUCCUGUGUUCUAGAUGAGGCAACACUCAGGGAUUGGAGGGAACAGAAGAUGGAAUAUUAAACUUUAUAGAAUGAGCUCAAUUGAAUGAGGCUAGCUUGGGCUGUCAGUCUCUUCCACCCCGGGUUAUUUGCCUCUAGGGAUUGUGGAUUGAAUGAGUUUCUCUGAUUGCCUAGCAGUGGGAAUUAGCCUAUGAAUUAAAUCAAAUUCUCUCUACUUUCCCUAGUCUAAAGCCUUUUCCCCCAAGAGCUAUUCUCCCUCCACUCUUACAAUUUUUAAAAUUUAAUCAUGGAACAAAGAUGUAGUAAAUGCCUACUAUGUGCAACAUUGGUUAUUCUCUUAAAACCCAGUGAAAUAAUUUGCCAAUUUUGUGUCUCUAGCCAAGCAGAAUGGUUAAUAUCUCCCAUUCCUCUUUCUUAGUAAAAUAAAAUAAAAUAAAAUUCCCACAUCUUGUCCAAUCCUUAGCCUCUAAUCUGAAUGACAAAAGAGGCAUUCUGGACAGUAGUUCUAGAGCAGGCACCCAGAUCUUUUUUAGGUUCUUGAGUGGGUCCCCCUAUGCCCUUUUCUGAUAUGCUAAUUCCACCCCAAUUCCCCUUCCUUCAGUUACAUCAUCAUUAAACAUUUCAGUUUAAAACUUGGUUCUUUUCAUAUUUUUUUGUUCCAUGUUACAUUUAAACAGAGCACUAUUUCCUUAAUUAUUUGAAAAACUGGAUCUCCUCUUUUAUUGCUCCUCAUGCCCACUUAAGCUGUCCUUCUACCUCUGUACCUUUUUUUUUUUUUUAAACAAUGAACCUCUCAUGCCCAUAUGAGGAAGGCUCAGACAUUUCUGGUCUUGUUAGCACUGCAACCAGUUCUGGGAGACUUCUCUCUCUCCUUGGAAUCUGCUGCCCAGCUCCUCACUCCCAGCACACACUUCUAGCCAUUCACCUUGUUGAACUUUCAGACCUCAGUCCUUAAGCAGGUCUGGCUUCUUCCCCUUUCAGAGUGCAGAAUGAGGAGAAAAAACACAUAUAAGAAAGAGAAUGUUUAUGGAAUGUACCACAUAAGUACAAAGUAGAGCUUUUAGUGAGGGGAGUAAAAAAUUCUCCUUCCUUGAAUAUCUCAAAGUGAGCUUUGAGUAGAACUUUAAAGAGGGUGAAGGGCAGUUUGGCCUAAAGAAUCUGGGAGGAUAUUCACUUGGGAAGGAUACCCAGUAAAAAAGCCCAGAGAGAGGCAAGAUCAGGAAGCCUUCCUGUCUCUAUCUAGCAUUCCAACCCUCACAGAAAAUCAGAUUCCAGAGAAUUUUAGGGCUGCAAGAGACUUCAGGGACCAUCUAUCCACCUCAUUUUCCAGAUGAUGAAAUUUUCCAGAGUAAGAAAAUCGCCUAAGCCUAAUUAUGAUAGAACUGGAUCUAGUUCCUUGAGUCCAGUUUUCUAAUUAUUAUACUGCUCCCCUCAAUACCACCUCCCACUGUUGACUGCCCUCUCUAUAUGCUCCAGGGGUCUCCUGUUCAACCCCACUAACUCCUGUCUCCUUUCAACUCCUCCACUUCCAUCUCCCUCACUCUCAGUGCCCAGUCUCCAUUUGCUGUAGCUCUCUCCAUUAGCCCUGGGCCAGAGGAGCAGAACAGUCACAGCUAAGUGCUUGAAUUAGACUAAUAGACGACUGCUCAUUCCUGCUCUUAUGUGGUACAAAAUUCCUGGUAAACAAACUAGCAGCUCCCACCUCCUGGGCUGGGAGCCAAGAGCUGUGGUAGGGAAAUGAAGCGUCAAGAUUUCAUCUCUGAGGGUCCCACCGAGUCAGAUCUGUGUUAUUAUGACCAUUAGGCUGGCUAAUAAAUAAGGAAGAAUAGAAGGGAAAACAAAGAGGGAGGAGAAAGAAUAAGGAGAUAUAAGUCAAUAAUCAACAUGUUGAAGGAAGAAAAGAGAUAAGGCCUUUUACCAGUAGUGGGCAUCUAUCUCAGGGAGAACAAAGACAUAAGGAAAGAGCUCAUAUAUACCCAAAUGUUUGUAAUGGCAUUUCCCCACCCUCCUUUGCAAUAGCUAAAAAAGAAAAGGAGAGGAAAGGGGGGAAAAGUUUAGAAACGCAGAGGAUACCAAUCAAUGAGGGAAUAGCAGAACAAAUUUGGAAUGUGAACAUAAGAGAAGACGAUUGCUCUAUCAAAAUGACAAAUUGUGGGAUUCAGAGAAAAUUAGAAAGACUUGUAAAAUGAUAAAUAGAGAAAUAAAACCACAGUCAAAAGAAUAAUAUAUAUACUGACCAGUAAUAAGGAUAACCAUGCUAAAAAGAUAAUUCAAAUGAACAUCACUCAACAAGCAUUUUUGAAGUAUUAGGAGGGGGAGCAAACACUCUUCAAAUACAAAGACAAAAAUGCCCUCAGAGACCUUCCACCAGGUCUUUAAUGACUAAGUCAAUACAAGAGAAUAGGCAAUGAAGCAUUGCUUUUCUUCUUUUUGUAAAGAGGGAGUAUAGAAUGAUGCAAACCCAGUCAGUGUGUUGGUUUUCUUUGUAAUAAGGCAGAGUUCAGAGAAUCAUAGGAAAGAUUA